AUGUCUACACAAAUACCGAUACCUCCGCUCAUCCAACUUCCAAACGACUCUCAAGGUCGCAUGAACGAAGGAAAGGAUGACUUGUUCGCUACGUUAUUCUCGCCACCAACGCCAAGGCCUUCGCCCACGCUCACACCAGUUCUCGGUGACACACCUGAUACCCUCACACAAUCGUACUGCCAUCGUGCACGCACACAGUCUGUAGAUUCAGACUUUGGAGCAUUCGUCUCAGUGCCGUCCUCGGACGAUCCUCUGCGUUCCUCCGGCUCUAACCCUGACUUUCUCCCAUUCACUCCCAUCCAGAAUAUUGAUUUCCUGGGAAAUGUCGCAGUCAAUGCGAUACAAGCAACUGAGAGGAACAAGCAGGACUUGCUGGAGGAGUUGUUGAAUCAUGAAGACGAUCCGUUGUACUUCUUGCAAACUAGCGCCAGCGCCAGUGCAUCAAGAACAUCAACACCGAUCCCCCCGUCUGACCCGGACUCUGCGGAGAGCCUGCAUUUAUCAGCAGAACAACCUCCGUGUCAAUCCAGCGACAGCUCUGAAGAAAGUGAGAGGCACUCACCACGGCCCACAAGUUCUCGCAAAUAUAUGAAAGAUCGCAGCAGAGGACGGUCCUCAUCGCCACCUCUUCGCUCACCAUCACUACCACCCUCAUCACCGACCCGCAUUUCCAAACCAGAGAUCCAACCCGCGCAAUCGUUCUUCAUUCCCUCUUCAUUCCCCUCCCGCUGGGUGUCCUCCUUCCUCUCGUCUGCAGCUCGGUCGCCCCCGCCUCGACGGGCCGCGUCAGAAGCGGAAAGGCAUGAUCAAAGCGAUUCCAGCUCUUCAAGCUCGUCGUCUUCGCGCAUUCAUCAGCGAACCUUGCCGGCAACUCUCCCGUCUCAACUUGUCGACACGCUGAGCGGUCUCCCUCCUUCCCUUCCGGUCCGUGUCCCACAAAUGGUCCCCGGCAUUGACGCCAUCACACAUGGUACUCCAUUCGCCUCGCACGCGUUUGUGCCCGCGUCCGGGGCUCCUGGGUUCGCAGGUGACCGGGAUUGGGAUAAGGGAUUCGAUUUUGACAGAAGCAAUCUGGACAAGAAGAGCGUGCGGCUUGUAGGGCGGAAGGACAUCACUAUCCCUGUCCUGACUGUGGAAUUGGCCGACAUGCUACGACCGCAUUUCCCGGCGCUGGCCCGUCUACCACGGUCAUGGUUACUCCUUUACAGUUUGGACCAGAAUGGCAUCUCCCUGAACACGCUCUACAUGCGUUGUCAGAACCAUACAGGGGGCGCGCUUGUCAUUUUGCGGGAUUCGAGGAACGCCGUGUUCGGUGCGUGGAUGGGAGAGGGUAUCCACUUAUCGAAAGGGGCAUACUUCGGUAGUGGCGAAUCGUUCCUGUGGAAGCGGAUACCGGACAACCAGCUGAAGAUAUACAAAUGGUCGGGAAAGAAUGACUACGUCGCGCUAUGCGAGUCGGAUUACAUGUCCUUUGGUGGAGGUGAUGGCCACUACGGCCUCUAUAUCGAGAGCAGUCUGACCGAUGGGUCGUCUGCGACGUGCCCUACGUUCAACAAUGAACCGUUGUGUGCUGCUGGCCCGCGACAGGGUGACAACGUUUUGUUUGAAUGUGUAGGGUUGGAGGUGUGGGGAGUGGGAUAG
This is a messenger RNA of Sparassis crispa, 1641 nucleotides long. RefSeq lists its product as hypothetical. Lineage: Eukaryota; Fungi; Basidiomycota; Agaricomycetes; Polyporales; Sparassidaceae. The coding region runs from base 1 to 1641 and encodes 546 amino acids. The record is from RefSeq and is a predicted model, not a curated record. Gene Ontology annotation, biological process: response to oxidative stress. The transcript is spliced from 4 exons. Gene Ontology annotation, cellular component: nucleus.